GCGGCGGUCCGUGGGACGCUGCCGCGCUCCCCAGCUGUUUCCGGCGCGCGGGGCGGACGCAGGCGCAUUGCCGCGGCCGCGCGCCGCGGGUGUUGUUGUGCGGGGCCCCGCCGCCCCUCGCCCGCUCCGCCGGGGCGGCACCGCUCGCGAGGGCGCGGCCCCUGCCUGCCGUUCGGCGGCGGCCCGGGCAGAGGGGGGAGGCGGGAGCCACUGUCCAGCAGACAACACUACAUUACGGGACUUAACUUAUUGACAUAUAUUUUUUUGGAAUGAAGUAGAAAGCAACGUAGAAAAGGUGCAAUUAUUUAUAAGUUAUGACAGUUCAUUUAUCCUUGGAUGCAUAUUUAUUCUUUUUGAUUAACCCAAAAAGUCUUUGGUGGAAGCAGAGAAACAAAUACCUGUCUUUCUGUAGACCUAAAGCCUGCUGGAGGGCAAAUCAUGCUGCACACUUGAGAGUUUUUCAUACAAGUGAGCCUUGGUGUAAGUGGGCCAAAAGCAGAACAUUUUGGUACAACAAGUACAUUUGUAGCCAUGAGUUUUUAUACUACAGAGUUUCCAAACUUUUAACUUCUUCUUCUAAAGGACUUACAAGGGUGAGCAUUCGCAUGUCACGAAUUAAGAAUACCAUAGAAUCUGUUUCGAAGGCAGUGUCUGGCACUCACAGUGAGCUGGUGUCACGGAUAGCUCGAUUAAAGUCCCACUCAGGUACUUUGGGUAAAGCAAAUAAAAGUAGUGCAGAUGCAAAUAACAUCAGCACAAAUUUAGAAAAUGAUAAGCAAGUUACAGAUGUCAGAACUCAGGACGAUUGCAACAGAGGCCCAGCUGCAAAGAAAUCCACUUGUGCAAGUGAAAACUUGGAAUCUGUGUUAGUAGGUUCAAACAGCACUUGUCAAGAUACUCCAGAAGUUUCAGCAUCUACUAAAAGCCACCUUUUUCAUGUAAGCUACUUUUCUACAAAUUUUGGAGAGACUUACAACUUUGUAGCCGAUCAUAUCAACUCUUACUUUAAUAAUUCUGUUAUGGAACAAGGAAGAAAAAAGAAUGCUUUAUUACAGGACUCUGAAAGUGAAGAGAGGAAUAAGCUUGAUUCAUCAGCAAAUACUGUAACAAACGAAGAAAAGAGAGUGCAUUCAGCAGGCACUUUAGCUCCUGAAGCAGAGAUCUUGGGUACUGAAAAGACAAAUACUGCUCUCCCAGUUUCCACUAAAAAAAGUAUUACAGACUUUCUUUCAUAUCCCAGUAACAGCGUACAAGCUUUUGUCGACAGCUAUAUUGGUGGAUUGGUUCCAAAGUUAAGAUCUGAUACAAAAGUUGUUUCACCAGAAAAGAGUAAACAGCAGGAACAAGAAGUGUCUGAGAAGAGUAAUGAGGACAAAGCAAAAGAGGCCAAGACUGCAGAAGAGAGGGAAAAGCAUCUGUCUCUUCAGAGAGAAAAGAUCAUUGCAAGAGUGAGCAUUGAUAACAGGACUCGAGCUUUAGUUCAAGCCCUGCGGAGAUCCACUAAUCUGAAAGUCUGCAUCAACAGGGUUGAAGAACUGUCCUAUCAUCUUCUAGAAUUUCCAGAGAGCAGAGGAGUUGCAAUUAAGGAAAAAUUAAUCCCAUGCCUGUUGCGACUGAGACAGGCUAAUGAUGAAAGUCUUCAGGCUGCUGUUAGAGAAACUUUAGCUCUGAUUGGCUAUACAGACCCUGUGAAAGGCUGGGGAAUUCGUGUCCUCACCAUUGAUGGAGGAGGAACAAGGGGUUUAGUUGCACUUCAGACUCUACGGAAACUAGAAGAAUUAACUGGAAAGCCGGUUCAUCAACUUUUUGACUACAUCUGUGGUGUAAGCACAGGAGCUAUAUUAGCUUUUAUGUUGGGGUUGUUCCAUAUCCCCCUGGAUGAUUGUGAAGAAUUGUACCAUAAGUUAGGAUCAGAUGUUUUUAAGCAGAAUGUCAUUGUUGGAACAGUCAAAAUGGGCUGGAACCACGCCUUUUAUGACAGUGAUAUAUGGGAAAAAAUGCUCAAAGAAAAAAUGGGCUCAAAUCUUAUGAUUGAAACUGCAAGAAAGUCCAAAUGUCCAAAGGUAGCUGCAGUAAGCACCAUUGUAAACAGAGGAACACCACUGAAAGCAUUUGUGUUUAGAAACUACAACCAUUUUCCUGGCAUAAAGUCCCAUUACAUGGGAGGCUGUCAGUAUAAGCUGUGGCAAGCAAUUAGAGCAUCAUCUGCUGCACCAGGUUACUUCCAGGAAUAUGUUUUGGGCAGUGAUCUUCAUCAGGACGCUCUUCCUCCCUCCCUUACCUGACUGCCCCCCACAGCCUUCCUGGUAUGGUGCAUCUUGUUAUCCUCAAAACAUUUUAAUCAACUACUAUCUGAAAUAAGCAAAUAAGUUCUGACAGGUUUUUAGAACUAAAAGUGGAAUAACCCAUCAGAUUCCAAGCCAAAGCACUGCUUGAAAUCCUGAAGUGUGUUCAUCUUCCAUCUGUACAAGCAAAACUGGGAAGGGAGCUGCUUUAGCCUUGGGAGCUGUUCCAAACUGCUCCGUAACUUAUUGGAUGGGUCAGUGUUAAUCUAUGUAAAGAAGUUUUCUUUCUCUUUCACCUUUCCACCCCUUCUUUCCUUAAAUUGAAAGUAUUUGGAAAUUGAUCUGUGCUUUUAUAUGAAGGAUAGCUGAAUAAACAACAUGAUUUUAUAACUUCUACACAGUGCUUUACACAAUUCUUCAUCCAAACAUAGUUUCUGAAUUGCCAGACUUGUGUGAAAUGCAGUAAGGCUGGUACCUCUUUCAUCUAUGUUCACUUACAAGUCCAGUUUACCAGACUAGGGAAUGUAUAAUUGGUGUCAAUAAAGUCAGUAUUUUCAGACACACAGGACUGGAAUAAAGUCUACUUAUUUUUUUCCUUACUCCAGAGUCUUUGGACAAAGCCCUUCCAUCUGAUCUUACAAACCCCAUUUCCCAAGUUCACUGUUCUUCUCUAUUUGAUGUAUUAUAAUUACUAGAAAGCUAGGGCUUAGGAUGCAAUUCACCUUUGUCAGCCAUAGAGAACUGAGUAUGUUCUCAGUACUGAAGCAGUUUAUUGUAGAUGAUGCUAAAUUGUGUACUGUAGAUGCUAAAUUUUUGGAUUCAAACUUGCUCAUAUAAUCUGAAAAAUCUCUUCUUCCCAGCCAGGAAUGUUUAAACAUUUGAAUUCUUAUAGAAACCACCUUUCAUGUCUGACAUGCUUUUCUUUCCCCAGAUUACAUUUUUUUUACCACAUCUCUUUUUCCAUAAUUAUCGGGUUUGUGUGGGGGGUACUUGGAUGUCCAGGUACCAAGUUACUGCAUGGCAAAUGCACUAUAACUGUCUUCAUGCAGCUUUCUAGCAGAGAUUAUAAAUCCACUGCACACUCUGAAACAACCUUGAAUUGCCUUGUUUUAACCCUGGGGUAAGAGCCUCUGUGCAUGUAGCAGACUGCUUCUUUUAUUUUCCUGGGAGUUAAUGGAAAGUUCAUAGGAAUUAAGUUAAUGGGAGUUCAUAGGAAAAAGCAAGAUAUUCAAGAGUUUUACCUCUGCUGAAAUAAUCAACAUGAAUUGAAAGAAGUACAUAUGCAUAAAUAUAUUUUAAAAUAAAUAGAAUCCCAAAUGCAGUCAUAUUCCUUCUUAAAAUAGCUUUCUUACCAAUAUGUUAAUAUUGGUAACUCUUUGUUCUGAUAGUUCAUACCAUAAAUAUGGGAAUAGUAGAUUCUUUUUAAGCAUCUUUAUUCUGAAAAUGCACUGCAAGUGUAAUUUUAAGUUCCUUGGCCAGUAGCAUAUAUGUAAUGUAUAUGGAAAUUCUUGCUCUUUUCUGUAUGUACACUGUGUAGCAGAUUGAACUGCUUUUGAACUACAUGAAUAAAUGAAGCAUAACAUUGUUGGAUGUUUUUGAUAGUACUGUGAUUUUUAAAAAGGGCAUCAGCACAGUGUGCAUUAAGUGUAAAUAAUAAUUUAUGCCAAAGGCUUCGAAAUUGCAGUAUAGUGUCAGAAAGAUGGUGUUUUAAGAAUUUUUUCAUUGAUUGGGAACUUACAUUAAUCAUAAUCUAUUUUCUGAACAUUAACUGUGCUAGUUUCUUACCAGUUUAUAUAUAGCCUCCCUCUGAAGUGUUGAUAUUUCUAAACAAUUCCAAGAACAGAGUUAUCUAAAAUGUAUGUGAAAAUUCAGAAUACUAAGUACAAUAUUUGUUUCCUAGCUUUCAAGUUUGUGACUGUUUAAGCAUUAUAUAGAGAUUGUGUUCCAUAUUAGCUUUCAAUUGUGCAUUUAAAUCAGAAUGAGAAACACUCUAGCAGUUCAUCUGGCUGAAGGCUCUUCAAAUGUGUGAAAAUACUUAUUUUGAUAAUGGAAAUUUAGUGGAUUUUUUAAUAGUCAUCCUACAUAUUCAUGUCUUAUGUUAUCUAGCUUCUGUUAGAAUCAGAGUCCUUUCACAAACUGGAUGAAGUAGCUGAAUGAGAGUUAUGUAUAGGGUUGAGAUGAAUUCUUAAAGUUCUUAGAUAUGACUCCAGAUGUCUGUGGUGGAGUCAUGGCUGAACUGAACUGUUGGCUUUGACUUGCUUUUCCAUAAUUGUAGAGUUACAUGUGUGUGUGUGUAUUUGUGUACACACACAUGUCCUUUCACUGAAACAUUUCACUUUCAUUUCCUGUACUGGGCAGUCUCAGUGUAAAGCGUGUUAUUUUUUUAAUAAAGUAAUAAAUCCGUUUUACAGUUUUUCUGAUGUCAUUCUUUAGAAAGAGGUUUCUAGGUGCCUGAACACUUAUUUGUGUUGCAGGUGAGCUGAUGACUUGGUUUGUUAAAUUUCUGCAAAAAGCCAUCAGUUAUUGCAAACAGCAAUAUUUACAUUUGGGUCAAUCAUGCCAUGCUAUCUGGUUCCGCUCUGUCAAGUAAGAAAAAACAGUGCAGCUGUUGGUAGAUGAGGGGAGUAGGAUUAAUAUUCUUUGUGGUUCAAAAGAGGAACACAUUAACAUUCAAAGGGAUUUAAUCCCUGUAACAUGCUUCUCCAGGAACCCUGCAAGUUAAGAGACCAGGUCAUGAUGUUACAUUAUGUUACAUUAUAGAAGCUGUAUUGCCGCAUGUCAGUUCCUUUAUUUUAAAAUGUAUUUUUGAAGUACUGAAGGCUCUCCCCAGUCCUGCUACAUCCAGUGACUUUUUUUUCUCCCUCUACUUCCCUCAGAGGGGUGUUAUUUCUUGUAUAUAUUCUUUUUCUUUUUCCCUUUUUUUUCCUUGUAUUGUGAAAAACAUUUGAAGCACUUAAUAAUGUCACUUCAGUAGACAAUAAAGUAUGCUGAGGAAAUUAUUAAUUAAAUUAAUUAAAAGAGCAAUUUAGAAUGUAAGAAAAUCAUUAUGCACACUUCAUUUAAUGGCUUUUACAGUACAAACUAAAUUUAUCCCACAGGAUUAAUUCAAAGGGCAACAGGGAUUGUGUGGUAAAUUCAACAAAGCCACAGAUUUUUCUGAAAUAGAAUACACUGAAUUUAAUACAAAGGACUUGAUCACCUUUUUCUUGAUGGCUUCCCAUGAAUGCAUGGUUGUAUUACAAUUCCAUUUAUUAUAGUGCUGAUGUUGAUGUAUAAUAUUGCUCCAAUAACUGUGUUUUCUUUGAGCAAGAUCAGAUAGUAAAGCAGUUAAAUUGGCACCUAGUCUGUUAGUGGAGUUUUAAUAAAGCACGUGUAACAGGAUGUGUGAUGAGAAUACAACCUAAAAAUAAAAAAAAAAUGUUUGUAGUACAAUAGUUAUAACUAAAAUUUGAAGUCACACCUUCAUUGGAAAAAGAUAAUUCAUGGUUUCUACAUAUUUUUCAAACUUUUAUUAGGUAGCAAAUCUGUAAAGCCAAUUCAUCUUUAUAGCUUGUUGCAGGAGAGGCCUUCAAAAGUGAUUUGCUUAGUGCAUCCUACCCUAAUUGGUUUUACAUGGUAGCUUUUAAAAUUAGAUUCAAGGGUGCUUCCCAGGCUCUGAGAAGACAUAGCAUAUAGGUCACAUUGAAGUUCUUUUCAUUCUUAGGAUGUGCCACGGUGAUCAGUAUGCACCAGAGCUUAUGCAGGCUGCGGUUUAAUAGGUGUAUCUUGUUCUCACAAUGAUAGAAUCAACUCUUUCUUUGUUUCUCUGUCUACUUUUUGCCAUGCACGUUUGCCUACAGCAAUCAAGGCAGUGUUGCUUACUGUUUAAGGAAGAGGGAACUUACUGGCACAUGUAAGUUACAUGGGUAUCUGCAUUUCUUUCUCCCUAAUGGAUUCCAUAGGUUUGUAUAACAGCUCUGAAGGUGGAUGUGCACUGUGCAGCUUACCAGCCUUUGUGAAAUUGCUGUGGUUACUGUACCAGUAGUAUUUUGCAGAGCAGACUGCUUGUAAGAUUCCCUGCAGGGGCUUGCUAAGUGACAUAUUAUUGGCAGAUUUGUUUAGUAUAAUGAAAUUGAGAGUGUCUGUUGUUUAGGCAUUUAACUUGGAAGCAUUCUGAUUUUUAUCUCAAUUGUUUCAGAGCGAUGUUUUCCUAAUGUAGUCUUCAGAGGGCUUGUUGAAAAGAAGAAACAAAACCUUGCUCUCAAAUAAGCUGUAAUCAUUUAACUAUGUUUUUACUUAGACUUUUGAGUCCAUGUAUCUCCAGUGACACUGUUGACCAGCUAAUAUUUGCUAUAAAACAAAUCGUGUAAGAUCAGAGGAGGCUGCGUAGAGUGGAAGAUUGUGAACAGAGUCCAUUCAGUAAGCUCUGUACUCAGUAGGUUCUGCACUCAUGUUCUGAUGUUGCAGCCACAAUUUCUUAGAUCAAAAAGAAAAGUUUUUCAGUUCUUUAUAGUUUUUAUUUUCCUAGGUUGUGUAUUUGUCAACACUGACUUAAAUGGGGCCACAUUUCUAAAGAAAAUGGACUUGUGAUGUUCAUUGCAAAUAAAAGCCCAAGGAUAUGUGGUGUGGUUAUUGAUAUACUUUUGCCUCUUCCCUCAAGGAAAGCUUGAUUUUGAUAUAUAGUGGUCUGGUGCUUAAUAUGUCUGAUGCUUAUAUAAAGACACUCAUCUUUUUUUUAAAUUUUCUUAGUCUAAAUAUGUGAGUCUGUCUCAGUUUUUCAGAACAGACUGUUUUCUUGUUUAUCCUAAUGGCCUUCUGCUGUACCUGCUGCAUUUUGAGUAAUCUUUCUUGCAACUGGACUAUUCAGUUGUUUUUUGCAUGACCCAAGACACAUUUCACAACACUGAAUGAUAUAUUGGAGUCAAAAUUAGCAUUUCUAAAUCAGAAACAAAAUUCAGAGGCGUUAACUUGGUCAGGCUGGAACCCGUGUUACCUUAACAGUAUGAUGUGUUUCCUUUUUCAGAGGAAGAUACAGCUUAGCAUUACUCGCCUUUAUAUGUUGCCUUGCAAUUUAUAUGUUGGUGGUUUAAAUCAUUGUGUGAUAGUUCCCUAUUCAGAGCUUUUUCAUGAUGAUUCUGAUACCAACUGUAUUUUGUCAUUUAGUCAUGUACUUCUUAAUUUAGGGGACUUGAGAAAGUGCAGAACUUUUCCUUCAGUCCUUACUCCCCAUCCACCUGCCCCUACUGUGUGGAUUCACGUACUAGGUAGUUCAUGUCCAAAUCCUGAAUGCUUCAUAGCAAUUAUCUUCAGUGAAUUCACUUUAUCUCAUACAUUUUGUCCAUUUUAAGAUCAAAUCCUUUAGCUGCAAACAUACAUUUCAGUUGCAGUGAAAUGAAAUGUAAUGUUUGAGUCAACAUGUAAAGAAUAAAAUUGUCUUAAGAAAUUUAGGUAGCUUGCAUAAUUCUAUAAAUAAAGGGCUAUAAUUGGAAAUCCAAUUUCAGUUUGAAAUUGCAAUGUGAAAGGUAGAAAUUAGUGGAGUCUGUACAUACAUUUAGAUUUGACAGUUGACUGUAGAGUUAGCUUUCAGCAUUGAUUGUUAUAUGAUUUUGAACAGAUGAAUGACCAACAUGUUUUAAGUAGCAUUUUUAAUUGAUAUAUCCAAUAAUGAGCCACCUACAUUCCCUAUGGGUCACUGCUAGUCUUUCUGUAUUUUUCUCAAUGUAUUUUGAAGUUCCUGACAUUUUACUGUUGUUUAAUAAGCUAGCAGCUAAAAAUGUAGACCAAUUAAUUAGGAAAACUAAUAUCAAUAUGUAAUAGCAAUAGCAUUGAUCAAGUUAAUGAUGUAAAAAUGUAUUGAGUCUAAAUAUUUCCAUUGUUAUCUUGGGAAAUAAAAUUUAAAGAAUUUAGAAAUUUUGAAAAUUUAACAUGGUCACAUUUCACAAAGAUUUGGCUAUCUCCAUAUCUGGGAUUCCUUGCUCAGUUGUAGAGGUUUCAUGUUAAUGUAAUUGUUUGGUGCACCUUUCUCCUUAGUCCAGUAUAUUCUGCCAUAGCAUAUAGAGUAUUUACAUGCUUCCUAAGUUGAAUGUUGUCAGCAAGGACAAAACUUCUAGACUUGAGUAUCCUGGAGUUAUAUGAAUAUAGAAGGAUUUUAUUCAGACCCAUGGGUUGGGGGAUCUUGUUGGUUGUUUUGGUUUUGGGGUUUUAAACUGUACUGUUAACUUACCUGUGUUUCAAAGGUGUCAUAAGAGAACCCGAGUUUGGGCCUGUGUCUGAGGUCAAUGUAGGUUCAGCCAUGGGCCCAGUUUUUAUCAGGUUACACACUGUGAUCUUUGCUUGUAAUAUCACAGCCAAUUCAUCAUUAGGGAAACAUGGUUACAAUACAUACUGUUUUUGUGAUGUGUGCUGUUGUUAGCUGCAUAAUUAAUGUACUUAGAUCUGUCAUGCACAACUUACGCUUUUAAUGAAAUAUCUGACAAUAUAUUUUAUUGCCAAACAAUUCUUCCUUCCAUGAUGUCUAGUAAUAUUUAGCAAACUUCCUCAGUACCCUGUAAGCAUACAUUUUCUGUAUCUGAUAUAAAUCCAUAAAUUCAAUGAUGUCUUCAGAGCAGCAGGUCAUUUUAUGUGAAUUAAUGACUCACUGGGAUGAGUUAAUAAUUCAAGAUAAUCACCUAGAAGUCUACCUCAGCCAAGCAUUCAUUCUAAUGAAUGUAAAAUAUAUUAUCAAAUGUUUUGUAUUUAAGAGCAAUAGUAUUGACAGUUCUUGGAAGCAUCGAUCAUGACAUUUGGGUGUAUGCCAAUUGCAUUAUGGUGUUGCUAGUUUUUAAGGGGGAAAAGUUAUAAAUACUGUAUGGGAAAACAGUUGAACUGAAAAGGAAGCUUUUCAGUAAAUUUUCAAAUGUUAUUGAAUUUAGUUUUUACAUUUUGUCAUGUGAUCUUAGUAUAAUGUCUCUGUAACUGGUGUGGCAGAAGUACAAAUAUAGCUAAUGCACCUUCAUAUUUUCUUAAAAAAAUAAUGUAAAAUAAUGCAGCAAUGGAAAUUUAAUAUUGGUGUCAUUCAAUAAUAUAAAUGCCAAUGCAUUUAAUUUUCAUAUUCUGUACAAACGUUUUCUCUAGAAUUUUUCCCAAUGCCAGUUCAAGGGAAAUCCCUUUUUCACUGCACUCUUUAUGACAAGUAACUUAAGUGUGUAUUUUUCUAGUAACUUAAGUGUUCAUUUUUUAAUUUAAACAUACAUCAUAAUUUUGAGACAGCAUUUCAAAAUAAUGAGCACAAGGUGCUUAUUUCAGGAAUCUAAAGGAGCAUUCUGACUCUCCCUAGAUAAGGGAAUUGGUUCUUUCUGUAAUUGUUAGAAAUUUGGUGUGUAGGAUGGCAUUUAUAUCUGUCACCAAUUAGGGCCUCUGCAGGGAAUCAAUAUAGUGCAGAAUGUAUUAUAAUUGUAUGUAGUUGACCCCAGGAGUCUGCUUCUUAGCAUGAUUUUAAAGCAAGGGUGAAUCUUCUGGAUAAAUUGGAUUAAAUAUUUGUAUAAGGAGACAACUGUAGGUCAAUGUAUGCUUUAUAAAAAAUGACUGAAGUUAUUUAAAUAAAUUUCUCACUCCAACAGCAAAGUGGAACAUACUGUUAGAAUGAAGCAAAAACAAAUUGUUCUUGGUCACUGCAUUUUAGACAGAGAUUUGUUAGAAAUAUUGACACCACCAUCCAUUGCUUCUCAGCAAGAUGAAAACAGUUCUGCUUCUGUCCUGUUUCAUGUUUAUAAAACUUUUUAUAUUUUGCCAAAUAGUUUGUUAAGGAAAAUAAAGAUUGCCUUUCUUACUGGGAGCUUCUAUUCACCAGUUUCAUCCUUAGUAAUACUGUGAUCAGUUUGGCUGAUUACUCCCAAGAGAAAAGCCAUAAUUCAUGUGUAUUUCAAACAUAUUUGUAUAUAUAUAACAGAGUAGCAUAAUCACUUAAUCUUUGUAUUGAAAAGGUUAUGUUUGUGCUGAAGCUACAGGGGGCUAGUUUAUUGUACAGUUAAAUCCGAAUGUAUAGAUUUUUUUUUCACAAACCACUUGUCAAAAACUAUAAUUUUUUAGCCCAGUGGUGCUUUGCUGAGCAAGCCUUAAAACUUAGGAUACAAGUACUGACAUUUUCAUAAUGGCACUGGGUGCCCAGAGCAGUGAGAGGACUAGGCUGGGAUGUGAAUCUUGAAGUUACCUUGAUAGACCUUACUACCUUAGGUAGUGAAAGAAUUCUCCCCUUUCUCAUUCCUGUCUUCUACUCGGAGGAUGUUUGCUGCUACAUACAUAAAUGUAUUGAGAUGAUUUUAUAUACUGAUUUUGCCCAUUACUUCUGGAAAAUAGAGUAAAUGUUUUUAAAGUAGCUAUUGUAGUUUUUCUAAGAAGUAACCCCUUAUUACUAUGCAGCAACUCCUCAAACUCAUUUGCAGCAACUAGACUUAUCCUUAAGCUGCAUAUUUAUGAUAUUUAUGUUGACUAUAAGCAUAGAAUUUAAAAAAUACUUUUCAGAAGUCCACUUAGCCUGUCUUGUCUUGUGAUAGCUUUGUACUAAUUCUGUCUCCGCUUUUUCACAAAGACAGUGAAAGUAAACAACAGAGCAAGUCCGUAAGAGUGAACUAAAAUGCAAAGCAUGUCUGCAUAGGCAGUGAGGUGAAGUGGUUACUAUGGAGCCAACAAACUCAGCUUCCAAAUCCCAGACUUGGCUUUCAUACAUUAUAUAUCCUUCAUUCAGUGCUAGAUUAUUUUAUUCGCAAAGUUUAGGAUAAUUUAAAUGAAACUGUGCAGCACACAAGGUGUUAUACAGAACGGUUACAAGGCUCAACUUGAGUUUGACAGAAUUAGGAAGCGCAAUGAGAGCCUAUGAAUGUGGAGAAUAUUCUUGUGAGAAACAACUGCUCUCCCGUGGUAAAGUAUAGUACAAUUUUUCAAUUUUAGUAUUUUAAUUUCAAAUAAUUAUUUUCAAAGUAUUGAUUUAAGUAUGUCACUGGUGACUUCAUGCCCAUUCACCAUAAUUAUUUAAAUAGGACAAGAUUUUCAGAAAGUCCUGUGCUACCAGGCUCCCAUGUGCUCUGGAAUACUUUCUUGCAGACUUCUCAGUCCAUUUUCCUUCUGAUUGUAGAAUUUGCACCCAUCUGUUUCACAGUGUUUAACCAGGCCUUUCUUUACUUCUAGAACUGUGCAAGCAGGGUAUCUCCAUCAGAGUUUUUAUUGGAGCAUUUGUUUACAAAAGGUGCAUUCUUCCUGCUUUAAAUAAUUAAAGAUAUAUAAGUCAAGUCACAGGGGAGCCUUGCCUGACCCUUUUGCAACUAUCAAAACACUGAUAGAAAAUACUAGCUACAGCUUGUUACCUACCAGCAAGCUCUAAAAAUAUGGUUACUGUUGUAUUAAGGAAUUUUUGUGAAAAAAUCUGUGUGAAAAAAAUUCCUUGGCUUCAUCUGGGAAUAAGGUAUUAAAUAAAACAGAACAACUGCAUAUUUACCACCUGGAAAGCAUUUGACGAAAGACUGAAAACAAUGUCCCAGUUCCUGAGUUCACUGCUUUGCUAUCAUUAGCAAUUUUGCAGUUGUAUUAUGUUCCAUUUUAAUAUUAACUUACUUGAUUACUUCCACUAUUUUUAAUUUAGAAAUACAUAUUUUUCAUUUAGAAUUUUUUAAGAAGCCUUUUGCUUUGCUGCUUGCCUGCCUGAUGACAUCGGGAGAGUUAUGCCCCCUUUUCUAGUAUCUCUUUGCAUUAGCAUUCCUACUCCAGCACUUUGUGUUUGGUGUACUGCCAGCAAAUUAAGUUGACUCAAGUGUAGAAUGGUUUUGCAAAGUUCAGCAGAUGAAGCAGUGUCUGGCACUUGCCACAGCACUGAGCAUAGCAGCAGAGAAGGGAAGGGAUGACAAAUGUGUGUUUGGGAAGUGAAAAAGAGAGUUUGCGAUUGGAUUGAGAUCUAGCUAAAUGAGAAGAGAGGGUGAAAUGUAGGCAAGGCCAGAUAAUCCAAGAAUGGGAGAACAGAAAGAAAGGGAUCUGCCCUGGCUGUUUACCCAACACUGAGACCUGAGUCAAAGCUUGGGCCAGUUCCACCUGUUGUGGAUAUAGGUCAACAGUUUAGUCAUUUGUAGAGUUCCUGUAAGUUACCCUUUCUGUUAAAGAUUGCAAGGUGUAAAUCAUAAACUCAUUUAUGUUAGAAAAAACCUACAAAUACCAGCCUAAUACUGCCCAGUCCAUCACUAAACCACAUCCCUAAGUACCACAUCUGAAUGUCUUCUAAAUACCUCCAGGAAUGGUGACUCUACCAUUUCCCUCUUCAGUGUGUUCUAAUGUUUUCUGGUGAAGACAUUUUUCUUAAAUGGCUAACCGGAACCUCU
This is a messenger RNA of Camarhynchus parvulus, 12604 nucleotides long. RefSeq names its product patatin like phospholipase domain containing 8 (gene PNPLA8). NCBI's taxonomy places the organism in Eukaryota, Metazoa, Chordata, Aves, Passeriformes, Thraupidae. Gene Ontology annotation, biological process: arachidonate metabolic process. Gene Ontology annotation, cellular component: membrane. The transcript is spliced from 9 exons. Bases 315 to 2285 code for a protein of 656 amino acids. The record is from RefSeq and is a predicted model, not a curated record.